This is a messenger RNA of Ylistrum balloti, 2864 nucleotides long. Its product is annotated as pre-mRNA-splicing factor SLU7-like. Bases 176 to 1891 code for a protein of 571 amino acids. Gene Ontology annotation, cellular component: spliceosomal complex. NCBI's taxonomy places the organism in Eukaryota, Metazoa, Mollusca, Bivalvia, Pectinida, Pectinidae. Gene Ontology annotation, biological process: mRNA splicing, via spliceosome. Gene Ontology annotation, molecular function: pre-mRNA 3'-splice site binding. The transcript is spliced from 14 exons. The record is from RefSeq and is a predicted model, not a curated record.
UACCAACGUUUCGAACUACGUUCGUUCAAUGCAACGCUACCUACGGACGGAGUGAAUCACCUUAUCUGGACAAUGAAGUUUACUAUAAAAUGACUAUAAAUUGAAACCAAAUCUUUUAUCAACUAAAGAUAUUUUAGUAAAGAAUCACAUCAGUUUUUACAGUCUCUCCUUUAUCAUGGCAACGGGUGGCUUGAACUUGCCACCCUCUGUGGUGGCAAGGAAGGCCAAAAUGGAGGAGAAUGAGCCACAGAAAAUGUCACGAGAGGAUUGGAGAAAGGAAAAGGAGCUGGAGGAGAUGAGGAAGGCAGGAACAGCUCCAGCCAUGAAGGAUGAGGAGGGCAGGGAUAUCAAUCCCCACAUCCCUCAGUACAUCAUGCAGGCACCCUGGUACUUUGGAGCAGAGGCAGCUACACUCAAACAUCAGCGCCAACAGCCAGAGAAACUCAAGGAAUAUUCUAAACUAGGAAAACUGGUCAAAAAGGGAGUAAUAGAGGGCUCUGUUGCAACAAAAUUCAGAAAAGGUGCUUGUGAAAACUGUGGAGCCAUGACACAUAAAAAGAAAGAUUGUGUUGAGAGACCAAGGAAAGUUGGUGCUAAGUUUUCUGGUGACAAUUUUGCUCCAGAUGAGCACAUUGUGCCAGUUCUGGAGCAUGACUUUAGUGGGAAGAGGGACCGAUGGAAUGGCUACGACCCUGAUGACCACCAGCGGAUCCAUGAGGAGUGGGCCAGGGUAGAGGAGGCAAAACGUAUGUUGAAAGAGGAGAAACUUGAUGCUUCCUUCAAAGCACAGGAAGGGGAGGAGCGGGAAGUCAGGGCUAACAACAGCGAGGAUGAGGAUAAGUAUGCUGAUGAUGUAGACAUGCCUGGACAAAAGUUUGAAACUAAACAGCGAAUUACUGUCAGGAAUCUCCGUAUUCGUGAAGACACAGCUAAGUAUCUCUACAACUUAGAUCCAAACUCAGCCUUCUAUGAUCCCAAAACGAGAUCCAUGCGACAGAACCCAUUUGAAAAUACAAGUCGUGACCAAUCUGAGGUUAAAUUUACUGGGGAUAACUUUGUACGGUUCUCUGGUGAUGCUCAUGAAUUCUCCAAAAAGCAAGUAUUUGCAUGGGAUGCAUAUGAGAGUGGAACUGAAGUCCACCUCCAGGCUGAUCCUACCAAACUUGAGCUGUUGUCCAAGGAGGUGGACAAACGCAAGGACACUUUCAAGACUACCGCCAAGGAUAGUAUCCUGGCCAAGUAUGGUGGAGAGGAACACUUGGAGGCGCCCUCUAAACAGCUGCUGCUGGCACAAACUGAGAAUUAUGUCGAGUACUCACGUCACGGGACAAUUAUUAAAGGCCAAGAAAAGGGAGCAAUACGGUCAAAGUAUGAAGAAGACAUGUACAACAACAAUCAUACAAGUGUCUGGGGAUCAUACUGGAAAGAUGGUCGCUGGGGUUACAAGUGCUGUCACUCAUUAGUGAAGGAAGCUUAUUGUACUGGGGAGGCUGGUAAAGAAGCUGCACAGAACCUCUUAAUGAUAGAGAAUCAGGACAAUACAGGAUCUGAAGAAGAGGCCCCCAAGUCACUAUUAGAGCAACACCAAGAAAAAUUGAAAGAGAAAGAUAAAAAGAAAAAGAAGAAAAAGAAAAAGAAGAAACAUAAGAAAAGAUCAUCAAGUAGCAGCAGUGAGGAGGAGGAUGAAGACAAAGUGAAGGAAAGGAAAUUAAAGGAGGCAUUGAAAAAGGAAGAGGAUCACCAAAAGAAAAUGGAGCAGUUGAUGAAGAUGGACGAGAGGAAACGUCCAUACAACAGCAUGUAUUCAGAGGCUGCCCCCACUGAGGAAGAGAUGGAAGCUUGGCGACUCAAACAGCGACGUAUGGACGACCCCAUGUCCCACUUUUUGUAGCAAAUCUGUCACCCAACAUUGUUAUCUUAUGCCUAAAUAUGUGACAAGAUUUGUAACGCUUAACAUCUGUGGAAUGUGCUGCCUUUCAAAGAAAAUCUGGAAAUUUGAAAAUACACAUAGAAUUGAAGAGAAUUUAAUGAAAGAAGCCUUAUUGUAUUGGUAAAAUGGUUGAAUAUUUGUUCAGUGCGUUGGGUAACAUUUUUAUUUUGAUCAUGGUUUACUGCCAGACAUUGCAUGUAUGGAUCAUAUCUGAAACACAGAGUUGGAAUUCAGAAGUAAAGAUUGGAGUGUAUUUGUUUAAGUCUGUCAAUUUACAAGGUUAUAGUUCAGGAACAAUUGUAAGGUCUCUACUCUGAGGAUUGGUGAAACUUCAAGAAUUAAUAGAUAAUAAUUGAAAGCUUAUGUAACUCUGUUGCAAAAAUAAUGUAUGUAAAAUAAUUCUAGAAAUUCAUACCCUUGUUGGAUUUAUUGAAUUUUAUUGUAGAAGUGAGCUCUUCAAAAUUGUGUGUAGAAUUUCAGAGGUUGGUUAUAAGAGGAAGUUAGUGUUGUUACAUGGACAUGUUAGAGAUGAUAAAAAUAAGAUUUAGUUAUAAUUAACUACGAAGUGGUAGUUGUUGUAAGAAUGUGACUAAACUAAUGACAACCAUAGAGUGUGAAUUCAAGCUUACUUUCAUUAAAGUAUGACAGAAUUAAAAGUCAUUGUAACAUCAUAUAUUCAUGAAAAUAUAAAAAUGAUAUAAUUGUCAAUCAUACAGAACAUUGUAAAUAUUUACAGCUGUACAUAUUGAACAAACUGAAUAAGUUUGAUUGAUACAGAAAUUUUUAACAGUGACGAGGCAGAAACUCUACAACGUUGACGUGAUGUUCUACCCAAGUCAGCUUUUUCUUGUACAUAUCACUCUUGGAUCAUUCAUUUUCAUAUUUACAACAUUGUCAUCAAUUCAUAAAUAAAUAUCAACAUUGCCGAUUCCCA